Molecule: messenger RNA, 1769 nt
Organism: Truncatella angustata
Lineage: Eukaryota; Fungi; Ascomycota; Sordariomycetes; Amphisphaeriales; Sporocadaceae
Exons: 2
Coding region: 255-1544 (429 amino acids)
Source: RefSeq, a predicted model, not a curated record
GUUCUCUUCGUCAAGCAGCACUUAACCGCGCCAACUUUGAGAUAAUUUCUGUUUUUGUCUUUGGUCCUUUGAAGUCGGUUUGCUGCCGUGCUCAUUCAUUCCGGAUCUCAAUUGGUCAUUGCCGUUCGUUUCCGGCGACAAUUGAACACUCAGCUAUAACCAUUAUAUUAGUUAACCAUCGAUACUCUCGAACCAGUCGUAAUACAUAAUAAUAGAACCAUCGCCGACCGGAGCGUCCUCCUGAAAGGCCCAGCAUGCUCAGGACGACAUCUCUCGCUGCGAUCGCCUUUCUGGCGACGACUGGCUCCUGCACGCCGCACAUUUGGGCCCGCGACACCACUACCACCUCACUCACGCAAUGGGUUAGUGUCGAUGAUAACGGCACGGCUCACACGGUGACGCCCUAUGUGACUACGAUUAGCGGUGCUGCUACCACCGUCUCUGCGGCGCCGUACGACAUCACAGGAACAGUCUUUACGCAAACGAACUACGGCAAAGUAACUACGAGUACUGGUACAACUCCUAAUGCGGCGACGGCAACAGCGACGAGUGGUGCCGGUUCCUUCAAGAAAUGCAACAACAAAGAUGGGGCCAAUGCCCCGUUUUGCUGGCCCAAGGGAGGAUCAACUUUGAACCCUGGGCUCACCUAUUACUUUACCUGGGAUAGCUCCUACUUUGCCGCCAACUCGACCAUUUUGAUCACGGGCGAUUACCUGAACUCGACGACCGGCGAAAUAUCUUCUCAGGCAUUCCAGUCCGACAAGAUGGUGGCGUCGUGGGGAUUCUGGGCCAUGAACGUCCAGUCGAGCCUUGUCUCGCCCAAAAACAUCUCGGUAUCGAUCAAUGCAGUCAACGUGACGACCGGUACGAACAGCACUGUGGUCACCGGCCCAACUAUCGCCAUCACGAACCCACCAGUAUAUCACCAGCCAGCCGCCAAGCUGCCUUCUGGUGCCGCUUUGUACAUAGCACUCCCCACAGUCUUCGGGUUCAUCAUUGUAUGCCUUGUCGGCGGGUGUAUCUGGAACCGCAAGCACAGGCGAAUCGAACUUGGCAACGUCAUGUCGCGCACCCGCCAUGGCGGCGGCCUUGGGAAACUGCCCGGACGUGGCGGAAAGCGCCGCAAGGAACAAAAGGCCGCAGAGCGUGUUCAGCUAUUGGAACGCGACAUCAUUGCCGAGGGCGGCCAGCUGUACCGCGACGAGCCUCAGCCUGAGCCACAGUAUCGUGAGCCACAGCAUCGUGAGCCGGAGCGUCGUGAGCCCGACCCCGAGCCUCUGCACAGGGAAGUCGAGCUUCCCAGACCCAGGCGCGACAGCGACGCGCUGGGAAGCCUGGCUGGCACGCCCACUGAGGACAGGCGGAUGGAGUUCCAGCGACCCUCUGCAAUUCGAGAUUCGACCGGCUCCUCGCGUCCCGGUACGAGCGAAGGCAUGCGAAAGGAGGACAAACCUGUAAGGGAAGUCAAGGGCUCCAAGGAUCGCUUCCGUGACUCCUACUGGGAAGCCUCGUUUGAGGGCAGGCUGCAGAAGCCAGCCAAAUGAGAACGCUGAAGCGGAUUCCACUCACAAGAAUCAAAGGAUUAUUCCCUUCAUCAUUUACGCAAUAAUUGAGGGCCAUGUCAAAAGGGGGGCGCAUCAAGCUGAGGCUGGUCUGCAUUGCGCAUGCGGACCGAGCCCAGCCUGAGGAGCCUAUAAUGAGAUAAUUUUAAUGAUUAUUGAAGUUGAUGAGUUACCACUGCGUUUGUUCCGUGUAUAUGAAGUGACAUC